GCGGCGGCCGGGGUUGCGCGCGCGCGCGAUGGGCAACUGCCAGGCGGCGGAGGCGGCCGAGGUCAUCGUCCAGCACCCCGGCGGCAAGGUGGAGCGCCUCUACUGGCCCACCCCGGCCGCCGACGUCAUGAAGUCCAACCCGGGCCACUACGUCGCGCUCGUCAUCCUCCGCCUCUCCCCCGACGACAAGGCGCUCACGGGCGCCGAGGCCGCCGCCGCCGGAGCGGGCGCCGCCAAGAUCACCCGGGUCAAGCUGCUCAAGCCCAAGGACACGCUCCACCUCGGCCAGGUCUACCGCCUCAUCACCGCGCAAGAGGUGACGAAGGCGCUCAAGGCGAGGAAGAACGACAAGAUGCGGCGGUGCGAGGCCAUCAAGCAGCAGCACGAGCAGCUCCGGCGCGGCGCCGGCGCCGGCACGGAGCAGGGCGGCGCCUGUGAGAAGGACGCGAAGCGGGACAGCAAGGACCGGCACCGGAGCCCCGGCGGCGGCAUCGCGCAGGCGCAGCAGCAGCCGGCCGGGAGCGGCAGGGGCCGGAACUGGCGGCCGUCGCUGCAGAGCAUCUCCGAAGCCGCCGCCGCGGGCCAGAGCAGCAGCACCGGCAGCAUCUCUGAAUCCGCCGCGAGCUGAUUGCCGGAUUAGCAGACUGCUUUUCUCCUUCUUUUUCUUCUUCUUUUGUUUUUCUUAUUAGUAUAAAGCGCUUGGAGUCGGGACCUACCAGAACAAAAAAACUUGUAAAAAUCAGAGCAGCAGCAAUAGGAAGCUUGUUUCGUCUCUCGCUCGUGUAGCAAUUGCCAUGGUGAAAGUGAAACUGUGAUAGUGGUU
This is a messenger RNA of Lolium rigidum, 823 nucleotides long. RefSeq lists its product as uncharacterized. The record is from RefSeq and is a predicted model, not a curated record. Bases 29 to 628 code for a protein of 199 amino acids. Lineage: Eukaryota; Viridiplantae; Streptophyta; Magnoliopsida; Poales; Poaceae. The transcript is spliced from 3 exons.